AUGUUCAAGAUUGGAUUAAGGAGUAACUGCAUUUCAAGAGCUUUUCUCACUAAAAGCUCCAUCAGGAAUUUUUCUGCCCAGAUAGGAAGCAAACUAGAUGGCAAGAUAGCAUUAAUCACAGGCGCAGCAAGUGGCAUUGGCAAAGAGGCUGCAAAAAAAUUCAUAAACAAUGGCGCAAAAGUAGUGAUUGCUGAUAUUCAGGCACAACUGGGUCAAGAAACAGCCACAGAACUUGGAACCCAUGCCAGCUUCAUUUCAUGUGAUGUGUCAAAAGAAUCAGACAUUGCACAUGCAGUGGAUUAUGCCGUCUCGCAAUUCGGCCAACUCGAUAUCAUGUUUAAUAAUGCAGGAAUCGCAUGUCACACUCCGCCAACCAUAGUUGACCUUGAUCUUGCUGCAUUCGACCGAGUCAUGGCCAUCAAUGUUCGAGGAGUGGUGGCCGGGAUCAAGCACGCAUCCCGAGUUAUGAUUCCCCAGGGACGGGGUUCGAUUUUGUGCACAUCGAGUAUCACUGGAGUUAUGGGAGGGUUGGCACAACACACAUACUCGAUAUCCAAGUCCACGGUUAUAGGAGUAAUGAAAUCUGCAGCAGCAGAGUUGUGUAGGCAUGGUAUCAGAAUCAACUGUAUAUCGCCAUUUGCCAUUCCGACUUCGUUUGUGAUUGAUGAAAUGAGGGUAUACUUUCCCGGGGUCAACGAUCGGGGUCUGGCGAAAAUGAUACAUGAUAAUGGUGUGUUGAAGGGAGCCAUUUGUGAGCCAGAAGAUAUAGCUAAUGCUGCUCUUUAUCUAGCAUCUGACGAUGCCAAAUAUGUUAGUGGGCAUAAUCUUGUAGUAGAUGGUGGUUUUACUUCAAUUAAGAAUUUGCAUUUUCCCGUACCAUACGAGUUCAAAAGUGAAAAAUGA
This is a messenger RNA of Fraxinus pennsylvanica, 903 nucleotides long. NCBI's taxonomy places the organism in Eukaryota, Viridiplantae, Streptophyta, Magnoliopsida, Lamiales, Oleaceae. The record is from the annotation of a GenBank genome assembly.